Molecule: messenger RNA, 10283 nt
Organism: Xyrauchen texanus (razorback sucker)
Lineage: Eukaryota; Metazoa; Chordata; Actinopteri; Cypriniformes; Catostomidae
Gene: celsr2
Product: cadherin, EGF LAG seven-pass G-type receptor 2
Exons: 34
Coding region: 80-8764 (2894 amino acids)
Biological process (GO): homophilic cell-cell adhesion; G protein-coupled receptor signaling pathway; cell surface receptor signaling pathway
Cellular component (GO): plasma membrane
Molecular function (GO): G protein-coupled receptor activity; calcium ion binding
Source: RefSeq, a predicted model, not a curated record
GCAUGGAGAGUCCACACGCAAAGUUUGAGGGACAAAACUGGAUUUAAUCAUUUACGAGGAAGAGCAGCACAGACGAGCGAUGUUCGGCUCAAAGUGGGAUUUGUUGCUCUUUGUUUUCUGCUGGUUUAAAGUCCCGUGGGUCGUGGAUUGUUUCGUUGUUCACGUGAGUGAGGAUGCGGGACCGGACACCGCAAUCACCGAGCUGGACCGGAGCUGUUCGUGCGCGCUGGACCAGAUCAUCCUCCCGAGAUUCACGGAGAGUUUCCUGCGCCCGGAUUCGGGUGUUCUCCGGCUGUCGGGCGCGCUGAACUGCGACGCGCUUCAUUCGAAUCCGUUCACUGUGUUCGCGGUGCUGGACUGCGCGGACAACGCGUCCGGUUUCAGACACCUUUUAGCCAGUCAGUAUGAUGUACACGUCCACGGCAAGAACUGUGUGAACAAACGGACACGAAAAGAAAAAGUGGACGUGGAAAUUAUAAGUUUAUUGGACAGUUCAGAGUGCCGCGACGCGGGCUCCGCUGUUUUCCGGGUGUCUGGUGUAUUACCGGGUGUCCCGGCGCACGCGAGUCUCUCCUGUAAUAUAACCGGGACUUCAGCGCUUUACUUUACCGAUGGAGGACUGUUCGCGUCAUCGCAACUCUGUUUCAAGCGCGAUUCUCUGUUGGCGUUUAAUCUGCGCUGCGUGGGACGCGAGAGAGGACUGACGCGCGUUGUGCACGCGCACUGGCGCAUGGGUCGCGGCCCGUUCACGCAGACGCAUCUGAGAAAGUUACUGGAGUUGGCGGCGCGCUCAGACUCCGGUCUGUUGAGCAGGCGGAAGAGGGCCAUCAACAAUAACCCUCAGUUUCAACCUCCCAUGUAUCAGGUGUCUGUCCCAGAGAAUCAACCAGCUGGCACGUUUGUUGUUGUUUUGAAAGCGGUUGACCCGGAUGAGGGUGAAGCAGGUAAGCUGGAAUACUUCUUAGAAGCUCUGUUCGAUAGUCGGUCCAAUCACCUCUUUGCAGUCGACCCGGCAAGCGGAGUCGUUUCCACCGUAGAGGUACUAGACAGAGAAACGAAAGACACGCAUGUGUUCCGGGUGACCGCAGUGGACCACGGGACACCACGUCGUACGGCAAUGGCCACUCUCACUGUAACGGUGAGCGAUACGAAUGAUCACGACCCUGUAUUCGAACAACAGGACUAUAAAGAGAGCAUACGAGAAAAUCUGGAAAUCGGUUAUGAAGUCCUGACCGUACGUGCCACAGAUGGAGAUGCGCCUGUUAAUGGAAACAUUCUUUAUCAUUUGCUAAACAAUAAUAGGACUAAUGACGUUUUUGAAAUUGAUUCCCGAUCUGGCGUCAUUCGUACGCGAGGUCUGGUUGACCGUGAGACAGUUGAAGCCUAUGUGCUACUAGUUCAAGCGAAUGACCAAGGCCGCGACCCUGGCCCCCGCAGUGCUACGGCAACCGUGCAUAUUGUGGUAGAGGACGAUAACGAUAAUGCACCACAGUUUAGCGAGAAACGCUAUGUGGUUCAGGUUCCCGAAGACCUGACGCCCAACACCGAGAUCCUGCAGGUGACGGCGACAGACCAGGAUCGUGGAAACAACGCUGUGGUCCAUUUCAGCAUCAUGAGCGGUAACUCCCGCGGACAGUUCUACAUUGACGCUCAGACUGGAAAAUUAGACCUAGUCAGUCAGCUGGACUAUGAGAUGAGUAAGGAGUACACACUUCGCAUUCGAGCGCAAGAUGGUGGCCGCCCACCACUCUCUAACAUCAGUGGGCUCGUAACAGUGCAGGUGCUAGAUAUUAACGAUAACGCUCCGAUUUUCGUUAGCACACCCUUUCAGGCUACAGUGCUGGAGAAUGUUCCCGUAGGAUAUUCUGUCAUCCACAUCCAGGCCGUGGAUGCUGACGCUGGAGAUAAUUCCCGUCUUGAAUAUCUGCUAACAGAGACCACGCCUAACUUUCCAUUUACCAUCAACAACAGCACUGGCUGGAUUGUCGUUGCAUCGGAAUUGGACAGAGAGAGUGUGGACUUCUAUAACUUCGGAGUAGAAGCUCGAGACCAUGGAUCGCCAGCCAUGUCCUCAUCUGCUAGCAUUAGCAUGACGAUACUAGACGUCAAUGAUAACAACCCUGAGUUCACUCAGAAGGCCUACUACAUGCGUCUGAACGAGGAUGCGGCCGUUGGAAUGAGUGUCGUCACAGUGUCCGCUGUAGAUCAGGAUAUAAAUAGUGUAGUGACGUAUCAGAUCUCUAGUGGAAAUACAAGAAACCGUUUCUCCAUCACUAGUCAGAGUGGCGGAGGGCUGAUUACACUCGCUCUACCGCUGGACUACAAACUGGAAAGGCAGUAUGUCCUCACCGUCACAGCGUCUGAUGGUACACGCUUUGAUACGGCCAAGGUUUACGUCAACGUCACGGACGCCAACACACACAGGCCUGUUUUCCAAAGUUCUCAUUACACGGUCAACGUCAAUGAAGACCGGCCCGUUGGCACCACUGUGGUAAUGAUAAGCGCAACUGACGAGGACACGGGUGAGAACGCUCGGAUUACGUACUUCAUGGACGACAGCAUCCCGCAGUUUAAUAUCGACCCAGACAGUGGUGCCAUCACCACCCAAAUGGAUCUUGACUACGAGGAUCAGGUUUCAUACACGCUAGCCAUCACAGCUCGCGACAAUGGCAUCCCACAGAAAUCCGACACCACAUACCUGGAGAUCCUGGUGAAUGACGUGAACGAUAACUCGCCUGUGUUCCUCCGGGACCGUUACUUGGGCUCCGUCAUGGAGGACAUACCGGUGUUCACCAGUGUUUUACAGGUGUCUGCAACUGACCGAGACUCUGGCCUCAAUGGGCGAGUGUUCUACACCUUCCAGGGCGGAGAAGACGGUGACGGCGACUUCAUCAUCGAGUCCACAUCAGGGAUUGUCCGAACACUGCGACGUCUUGAUCGAGAAAACACCCCCAUCUACAAUCUCCAAGUGUUUGCGGUGGAUAAAGGCGUUCCGGCGCUCAAGACGCCCGUGGACAUUCAGGUGACCAUUUUAGAUGUAAAUGACAACCCGCCUGUGUUUGAGAAAGAUGAGUUUGAUAUCUUUGUGGACGAGAACAGCCCCAUCGGGCUCGUAGUGGCCCACAUCUCUGCAUCCGACCCAGACGAAGGUACCAACGCCCAGAUCAUGUACCAAAUCGUGGAGGGCAACAUCCCUGAGAUCUUCCAACUGGACAUCUUCUCAGGAGAGCUCACCGCUCUUAUUGAUCUCGACUACGAGACGCGUUCAGAUUAUGUUAUCGUGGUUCAGGCCACCUCCGCCCCUCUGGUAAGCAGAGCCACAGUCCACAUCAAACUCAUUGAUAAGAACGAUAACGUCCCCGUCCUGAAGAACUUCCAGAUCUUAUUCAAUAACUACGUGACUGAUAAGACUAACAGUUUUCCUUCAGGGGUCAUCGGGCGAAUCCCGGCCCAUGACCCUGACGUCUCGGAUCAGCUCCACUACAGCUUUGAAGCAGGAAAUGAGCUGAAUUUGGUGAUUCUGAACCAAAGCACCGGAGAGAUCCGUCUCAGCCGAGCCCUCGACAACAACAGGCCUCUAGAGGCGUCAAUGAAGAUCUCCGUCUCUGACGGGGUUCACUCAGUGUCGGCUCAGUGUCUGCUGCAGGUCACCAUCAUCACUGAUGAAAUGUUGUCUAACAGCAUCACGCUGCGAUUGGCCAACACGUCGCAGGAGCACUUCCUCUCGCUCCUAUUGGCUCAGUUCCUGGAGGGCGUGGCCCGCGUUCUCUCUGCGUCCCACGAGGACGUUGUGGUCUUCAACAUCCAGGAUGACACGGACGUCAAGGCCGGGAUUCUGAACGUCAGUCUGUCUGUGGCGCUGCCGGGCGAGGGGUCACGAGGUCGUGGAGUCAGUCCCGCCCGUUUGGGUCGCAGUAGUGGAAGCGACGUGGAGUUCUUCGGUUCAGAGGAGCUGCAGGAGCGCUUGUAUCUCAACCGCAGUCUGUUGGCGCAGAUCUCCUUGCAGGAAGUUCUUCCGUUCGACGACAACAUCUGCCUGCGCGAACCGUGCGAGAACUACAUGAAGUGCGUUUCUGUGCUGAAGUUCGACAGUUUAGCACCGUUCGUGGCGUCUGACACCAUCCUGUUCCGCCCCAUCCACCCGAUCGCAGGUCUACGCUGCCGGUGUCCGGUCGGGUUUACGGGAGACUACUGCGAGACGGAAAUCGACCUGUGCUACUCCAAACCCUGCGGCGCUCACGGCAUCUGCCGCAGUCACGAGGGCGGCUUCACCUGCGAGUGUCUCCAGGACUACACAGGUGAACGCUGCGAGAUCUCGUCCCGUUCGGGGCGCUGUGCUGACGGUGUGUGUCGGAACGGUGGGACGUGUCUCAAUCUGCUGGUGGGGGGUUUUAAGUGCGAGUGUCCCGCUGGAGCGUUUGACAAACCCUUCUGUGUCAUGAGCUCCAGAAACUUCCCGCCUCACUCCUUCAUCACAUUCAAAGGCCUUCGACAGAGAUUUCACUUCACCAUCACCCUCACGUUUGCGACUGGAGAACCUGACGGUCUGCUGAUGUAUAACGGACGCUUUAACACGAAACACGACUUCAUCGCGCUGGAGAUCAUUCGUCAACAGAUCCAGCUCACGUUCUCUGCAGGGGAAACGAAGACAACGGUGUCGCCCUUCAUCGUGGGUGGAGUCAGUGACGGCCAGUGGCACACUGUUCAUAUACACUAUUAUAACAAGCCCGUCCUGAACCGCGCAGGUCUUCCGCAGGGCCCGUCCGAUCAGAAGGUUGUCGUGGUAACGGUGGAUAACUGUGACACGUCCGUUGCGCUGCGAUUUGGUCAUGUGAUCGGAAAUUACUCAUGUGCCGCCAGGGGCAGCCAAUCAGGAUCCAAGAAGUCUCUGGAUCUGACGGGUCCGCUGCUGCUGGGCGGCGUUCCCAAACUCCCGGAGGAAUUCCCCGUUCAGAACCGGCAGUUCAUCGGCUGCAUGAAGGACCUGCGCAUCGACAACCGACAAAUGGACAUGGCGGGUUUCAUCGCUAAUAACGGAACGCUACCGGGAUGCUCAGCUAAACGUCACUUCUGCAAUAACAACCCUUGUCUGAACAGCGGCACAUGUGUGAAUCUGUGGGGCUCGUUCAGCUGUGACUGCCCCCUGGGGUUCGGAGGACGCAACUGCGAGAAAGUGAUGCCGAACCCGUUGCAUUUCCAGGGAAACGGUCUGUUGUCAUGGAGUAAUCUGGCUGUCGUGGUGACGGUUCCGUGGCACCUGGAGUUCAUGUUUCGGACACGCGAACCAAGAGCGACAAUCCUACACAUGAGCUCUGUACAGCAACACAACCUCACGAUACAGUUGCGUGAGGGUUGUGUGGUGAUGUCAGUGCAGCGCGGCGAGGACUCUACAGUGUCUCGUGUUGAUGAUGUCACGGUGGAUGAUGGUCAUUGGCAUCAUGUUCUGUUAGAGUUCAGACCUGCAGCGGGUGCGAUCAGAGCCACACUGACGCUCGACAACGGUCUGUACACGUCGUCUAUGGAGUUGGACGCUAAGUUAAACGGAGUUCAAAUGAAGUCUCUCAGUGUUGGCGGCGUCAUGGAAGGCAAGAAUCAAGUGAUUAAUGGAUUCAGAGGAUGUAUGCAGGGUUUGCGUUUGGGUGAAUCCUCCUCCAGUCCAGUGUUUCCCAGCAUGCCUCAGGCUCAUGUUGUGAACGUUGAGUCAGGCUGCAGUCUGCCGGACCCCUGCGGAUCGAACCCAUGCCCGCAACACAGCUACUGCCGCAACAACUGGGACACAUAUUCAUGCAGCUGUCACACCGGUUACUAUGGCAACAACUGUACUGAUGUCUGUGCUCUCAAUCCCUGUGAGCACCAAUCAGCAUGCAGCAGGAAGUCAAGCUCCACCCACGGAUACAUGUGCAACUGUCCCAGCAUCUAUUUUGGCCAGUACUGUGAGAAAAAGACGGAUCUUCCAUGCCCUCGCGGUUGGUGGGGUGAGAAAUCGUGCGGUCCGUGUAACUGUGACACCGCUAAAGGCUUCGACUCUGACUGUAACAAGACGGGCGGCGAGUGUCGCUGCAAGGAUAAUCACUUCCGUCCGCCGGGCCGUGACGUUUGUCUGCUGUGUGACUGUUACUCCGUCGGGUCCUUUUCUCGGGCGUGUGACCGUGACAGCGGUCAGUGUCAGUGUAAGCCAGGGGUCAUAGGUCGUCAGUGUGACCGCUGUGAUAAUCCGUUUGCAGAGGUCUCGUCCAAUGGUUGUGAAGUGAUAUACGACAGCUGUCCUCAGGCGAUUGAAGCAGGGAUCUGGUGGCCCAGAACUAAGUUUGGAUUACCGGCUGCUGUUUCAUGUACUAAAGGAUCCAUCGGAACGGCGAUUCGUCACUGUGAUGAACACAAGGGCUGGCUCUCUCCAAACCUCUUUAACUGCACGUCUGUGAGCUUCAGUAAACUCAAGACACUGUCGGAGCGUUUGAUGCGUAACGCAUCUCUGAUGGACUCCAGUAACGUACAGCGGACAACAGCGUCCCUUUUUAACGCCACACAGAACACUAAAGAGUUUUACGGCAGCGAUGUGAAAAUAGCGUAUCACCUGAUGCGCUCGAUACUGCAACACGAGAGCAACCAGCACGGAUUCAACCUGACCGCCACACAGGACGUGCUGUUUAACGAGCACCUGAUGCAUGUGGGCAGUGCCAUCCUGUCAACGGGCACACGUGGGCACUGGGAGCUCAUUCAGAAGACGGACGGUGGGGCGGCGACACUGCUGCAACAGUUUGAGGAGUAUACAAACACUCUUGCUCAGAACAUGAGGAAGACUUACCUGAGCCCGUUUACUAUAGUAACACCCAACAUCGUGAUCUCUAUUGAUCGUUUGGAGAAGAUGAAUUUCCCCGGAGCGAAACUGCCACGUUACGAGUCUCUCCGAGGGCCGCGUCCACUUGACCUAGAGACGACUGUCACUCUCCCCGACUCCGUCUUUAUCCCCGCCCCAGAGGGCAAAGGUCCACGGCAUCACAACGAGCCAAUUGCAGAGUCCGGCAGAAACCACACGGCCAAUCGCAAGAGACGUCACCCGGACGACAGCGAGCAGGACGCAAUCGCCAGCGUGAUUAUAUUCCAUAGUCUGGCGUCGCUGUUACCAGAGCGAUACGACAUGGACAAGAGGAGCCUCAGAGUGCCGAAGCGUCCGGUCAUUAACACUCCGGUGGUCAGUAUAACUGUUCAUGAUAACGAGGAGUUACUGCAGCACACGCUGGAUAAACCAAUCACAGUGCAGUUCCGCCUUGUCACCACUGAGGAGCGCUCUAAACCCAUCUGUGUGUUCUGGAACCAUUCUAUAGUUGCUGGCGGUCCAGGCGGCUGGUCUUCUAAAGGUUGUGAGGUGGUCUUCAGGAACAGAACACACAUCAGCUGUCAGUGUUAUCACAUGACCAGCUUCGCCGUACUCAUGGACGUCUCGCACAGAGAGAACGGAGAGAUUCUGCCGGUGAAACUGGUGACGUGGAGUUCAGUGGGCGUGUCUCUGGGCUUCCUCUUCAUCACCAUCAUCUUCCUCACGUGUCUGCGCUACAUGAGCAGCAACAAGACCAGCAUCAUCAACAACAGCUCGGCCGCGCUCUUCAUCGCACAGAUCCUCUUCAUCCUCGGCAUCAAUCAGGCCGACAACCCGUUCUUGUGUACAGGGAUGGCUAUCCUGCUGCAUUUCUUCUGGCUGUGUGUGUUCUCAUGGUUGUUUCUGGAAGGUCUGCACGUCUAUCGUAUGUUGAGUGAACUCAGAGACAUCAACUACGGCCCCAUGAGAUUCUAUUAUCUGAUUGGCUGGGGCGUCCCCGCAUUCAUCACAGGUCUUGCGGUUGGACUGGAUCCGGAGGGUUAUGGAAAUCCUGAUUUCUGCUGGCUCUCUUUGUACGAUACUCUCAUAUGGAGUUUCGCUGGACCGAUCGCAUUUGUCGUAUCAAUGAACGUGUUUCUGUACAUCAUGGCAUCGAGAGCGUCAUGUUCACUCAGACAGAAGACCUGUGAGAAGAGAGAGCCGCCAGAGGCGGGUCUGCGGACGGCAUGUGUCGUGUUGUUCCUGGUGACGGUCACGUGUCUGCUCGCGCUGCUGUCAGUCAACAGUGACAUCAUUCUCUUUCAUUAUCUGUUCGCUGGAUUCAGCUGCAUUCAGGGUCCCUUCAUCUUCUUCUUUCGCGUGGUGUUUAAUAAAGAAGCUCGAAAUGCCAUGAGAUACUGCUGCAGCAAGAAACAGCCCGAUCACAUGAUCAAAAACAAACCAUCCGCCUUUAUCUGUAACAGUAACUACAUGGACGGUCGUUUGUAUCAUCUGCCGUUUGCUGAAUCGACUGUUUCACUGAACGGAACUCAAAGCAACAAGAGUCACCAGAACUACAUGCCCUUCAGUCUGCGUGGAGACGAUGUGAACGGCAGUCACUUGAGUUUGACUGAACACAACACACUGGACAAACAGCAGCUGGACGAUCAUGACUCGGACUCUGACAGCGAUCUCUCAGAGCUGGAAGACGAUCAGAGCGGCUCGUAUGCGUCCACACACUCGUCCGACAGCGAGGAAGACGAGGCUGACAUCCCGCAGGAGGAAUGCUGGGAAAAUCUCGCCACCAACGGCAACAAGAAACCUUGCGAUGGAUUACGGAGAGUGAGACAGGUGACGAGUGUCUCGCGAUCAGAGGACAGAACAGAGACUCAUGGGACAGAGAACCUGCUGCUGCUGCUGCCGCCAGUUUACCAAACAUCAGCACACAACCACACCGAGGGAUUCUGAAGAAGCAGCAGCUGUCGCCCAUCGCUGAGAGAAACGCCAUCAACUGCAUUCACAACCAGCUGUCAGUCAGCCCACCAGACUCCGCCUCCUCCCGAGGCCACGCCCCCAGUGAAGGCCGUGGGGGCAGGGCUAGACAGGAUCAUCUGAAUGGAGGGUCAGUGAGCGUAGCGACAAAAACCCUCGAUAACGACUCAUCAGAAUCUGAGUGCUGAUGCUACACGCAUGUUGCCAUGGUGACGAGAGGAGGAAGAGGAUGUCAAAGGCAAAAAACGAUCGACCCGUUUCCGUCCUUCCUACAUUUCACACGAUUGCCGAUGCGCGCUGUAUUCUCGUGCCAAACGCUGAAGAGAAUCGGCCACUUUUAAAACCGUUUUGAUUUUUGUUUACAUACUUGAAGCGAAGCACUUUUUUACGUUUUUAUUUGUCCAGAAGAGGGUGCCCUCCCCCCUCGCUGCAACAAAACAAAGACAAACAAACGGAUGGUUUUUUUUUUUGUAAAUGUUUUAUAUGAGAUUAUCAGGAAAUUUCCAACAUGAAGCUAAACUACUGCUGGACUGAAAUGCUGCUGUAUAAAUUCAGUUUGAUAUAUGAAGGAAAGAGGAAAUAUUCCCGUGGCACCACUAGCGGAGAGACUCUUCAUUCACGCCUUUAACUACUGGCACUAAACGGACGUGAUCAUUCAUCACAGGACAAUUAAAAACUUUUGAUAUGUUUUUGAGAACACUUUUAUACAAACACUGAAAGAAAACUUUGUAUUUUAUAGAGUAGAAAUAAUGUUGUUGUGUAAAUAUAUCGGUCAAGUUUCAUCCCAAAAUGAUCAAUAUAUAUAUUUUGCAUAAAGAAAAUGCUUUUAAAAUCCACACACUGAAGAUUAUAGUAGUGAGAAUGAUCACUUGUGCCCGGAUAAUAAUGGCACAAUUCAUUUUCUUUAUGCAAAAUAUCAUUUAUUAUUGUCUUUGAUAAACAUAUGAUCAAAUGUUUCAAAUGUACAUUUAAAUCUUCAGAUGUUUGUACAGAUCUGUCUAACACGCCAACACACACAUAAAACACACGUGUACUGGUAGAUCAAUCUAACCAAUCAGAGUGUUUCAAUGGCAGGGAGUGUUUAUCUACUGUAAACGAGUUUGUGCUUGAUGUUCUGAUAAACAGAUUGUGUUUAUAUUGCUGUAUUUCUCUGUUUGCAUCUCUCUGAAGUAAAGACUUCUGUUUUUAAUAUUUCUCUUUCAUUUGUGCGAUCAGUUGUAGGGGGUUAGUUAGGGUGAUGUUCUAAUGUCGGAUAUGAAUGUUUGACUCCAGGACACCCCUCUUCUGUCUCUGAGCGUCCACAGUGAGAGGAGGAUAAUAAACAUCAUCUUCUCAGGACUAAAUAAUGUGUUUUACACGCAAGAACUGUUUAACAGAUUUGUAUGUUAGGGAGGAACAACACGGGUCUCUACAUUUCUCCAGUUUUGGCAUUUGGACGCUUCCUAAACAGAGUUUUUACAUGAGAACUUUAUAUUUUAACUGAAGCAUGUACCUU